This is a messenger RNA of Acipenser ruthenus (sterlet), 1549 nucleotides long. Its product is annotated as homeobox protein Hox-C12a-like. Gene Ontology annotation, biological process: regulation of DNA-templated transcription. NCBI's taxonomy places the organism in Eukaryota, Metazoa, Chordata, Actinopteri, Acipenseriformes, Acipenseridae. Gene Ontology annotation, molecular function: DNA-binding transcription factor activity, RNA polymerase II-specific; sequence-specific double-stranded DNA binding. The coding region runs from base 25 to 843 and encodes 272 amino acids. The record is from RefSeq and is a predicted model, not a curated record. The transcript is spliced from 2 exons.
GCUGUGUUGGUCGGGCCCGCGGAAAUGGGCGAUCAUAAUCUUCUUAAUCCCGGUUUUGUGGGACCUCUAGUGAACAUCCACACGGGAGACGCCUUCUACUUUCCCAAUUUCAGAGCAUCGGCUGGAGGGCAACUGUCCGGGCUGCCGUCUCUCUCAUACCCGAGAAGGGACAAUGUCUGCUCGCUACCUUGGGCUUCCUCCGAGCCCUGCAAUGGAUAUGCCCAGUCUUACCUCGGCAGCCCAAUGUCCAUUAACCCUUCCUUCAACCGAGCCUGCGAUUUAGCUAGACCGGAGGAUGGCAAGUGCUAUUACAACAGCGGUAACAUCAGCAGGGAAGCUUGCUCGGAGAACGGCACCCUCAAGCGAGAGGACCGGCUCAGGGACAGCUCCAUAGCGCCCGACCAUGCAGGGCUACAUAACGGCGUGAGCGGGUUCUCCAAGUACGAUUACCCGGGAGUCGAGGCUCUGACCCAGGACCCCCCUUCAUGCCAGUCCCUGGAAUCCGAUUCGAACUCGUCUCUGCUCAACGAGGGCGUCAAAAACUCAACCACAGAACCUCCGACCCGGUCUUCCACGAACACCCACGCAAUGUCCACGAGUGGGGGAGCGCCCUGGUACCCGAUGCAAACCCGCACCCGAAAGAAGCGAAAGCCGUACUCCAAACUCCAGUUAGCGGAACUGGAGGGCGAGUUCGUGCAGAACGAGUUUAUAACCCGCCAGAGGAGACGGGAGCUGUCCGACCGGCUGAACCUCAGCGACCAGCAGGUGAAGAUCUGGUUUCAGAACCGGAGAAUGAAGAAGAAGAGACUGCUAAUGAGAGAGCAAGCUUUGUCUUAUUUUUAAAAACUUAAAAAAAAAAACUAAACUAACCAGCGAGCUGGGCUAGUUGCAGUGUACUGUGAGAUAACUGAAGUAUACCGACGUGAUUUUUGUAUUAUUAUUUUUAAAGCAUGUAUUUACCCCUAUGUAAAAAAAAAACACAAUACCAGCAUAAAUGAAUGAUUGUGAAGGAAAUUCAUUAAGAAAAAAACAUUGCAAUACAGGAAAGAAAACUAAUUGACGAGUAUUCAUCUAAUUCCAUCCUUUACAAGUAUCCGUUCAAAAACAUUGAGUUUAUCUGUAAUAGUUUUUAUUAUUAUUACAGUAAUAUUUACCGUGAAUGAACCAAGAAUGCAUUGAAAUUGUGUAGGAAUAACACACGCUGGGUCGCUGCAUCAAUAAACACACACACACACACACACACACACACGAAGAACACUCAUUUGAAUUAGAGCGCUUAUGGAGGCUAUAGCUUUUAAGACGAGGAUGUUUCAACACUAAGCCAGUGCUGGAAGCGUAACUCAAUGCGAAUUUGAGAGCCUGCAUUGAAGUGUGAUAUUUAACAACCACAACCCACAAAAAAACCCCAAAUAAACUCACUGUAUAUAGCCUAUAUAAAAUGUGUUUAAAUAAAUUCUUCGCAUGGGUGAGCGACCCCCAAUAUUAAUAGUUACAUGACGCAUUCCCGGGCCAGCUUGCCUGCCACUGUGAGCAAAGCGUCCCCGUUUAA